Molecule: messenger RNA, 3075 nt
Organism: Saxophila tyrrhenica
Lineage: Eukaryota; Fungi; Ascomycota; Dothideomycetes; Mycosphaerellales; Extremaceae
Exons: 2
Coding region: 1-3075 (1024 amino acids)
Biological process (GO): regulation of transcription by RNA polymerase II
Cellular component (GO): mediator complex
Molecular function (GO): transcription coregulator activity
Source: RefSeq, a predicted model, not a curated record
AUGUCAUAUCUCGACACAUCCUUACCGACCAACGUCUCCGCGCAGAAAUGGAAGCUCGCAAUCAAGGAGGCUCUUCGCCGCCGGUUGAGCGGCGAGCGAUUCAGCAAGUACAUCGAGCAGCUGGUCUCACGAUAUCCCACACCGCCAGCGGAAGUCGCCAAAAUCCUCUUGAGCUUCAGGUCUCGAGACAUCAUUGGCAUGGACGACUGCCUAAUAUUUCCCUAUGCUGAAGCAUUGCUAUGCGCGAAGGCCGUGUCGCCAACUUCGAUAUUCCUCGAACUGCUCAGAACCUCCCACUGGGCGAAGAAACCAGUGGAAGCAGACACCAGACCCCGUAAUGGCCUUCCGGACUGCGAGGAGAGAAUGUUCAAUGUGCUCACGCAUGUAUACCUCACUGAGAGUGUCAAGUUCUCCGAACUUGAAGCUCACGGACUGGUGUAUGCCCUCGUUAUCUGGCUGCAGCGAGUGUCAGACUACGAGAUGCGUAUGCAGUUGGAGAAGGGAGCGCUCCAUACCGUGGAUGCCUUUGCCUUUGGUACUUACGAAGCAGUGGCAUCUCUGGCCAUUGCGGUCUUCACGAGAGCAGAAUUUGCGUCAAUUGCAAAGCAAUCUUGGUGGCCAAAGCGCAGAGAGGCCAUAGUGGAAGAGAUGCAGAAGUUCGACACUCACGUUCUCCUCUGGAUGCGAUCUGGACUGGCAGGCCGCCUGCAAGCACUGACUCAGACGUCCCCGUUCAUCAAGACCGACUCAAAAGGAAGGCCAAUCUUCAGCGAUCAACAGGUCUUGAACUCCAUUACCGAUUUGCCAGUGCAAAAAUCCAGAGCGGGCUUGUUUGUCUGGCUCAGCGCAUGCCUUUGCGCACGACCGCUUACGGAUGAUCUCGGCAUGUUGACAUAUCUGCAAGCUCGCUAUCCCGCGAACUUCCAGGCGAUGGCUGUUGACCUGAUUGUUGCUGCUUUCGAUGUGCUCACCAACGCUUUACUGCGGAAGGAGCCGAAUCAGCACGUCCACAAUAUCCGCUCUUUCAUUUGCAACAAGUUGCCGCAUCUGCUCGUGAUCGCGCCUAUGUAUCUGGGGUCAGCAAUGACGGUAGAAGCAUGCAUAUCGAUGGCUUUCAUGACCAUCACGAUGGAUGUCUUACCACCAAUCAGCGCAGGCGCAACAGAGAUGCGGGAGCAGCUUAAGAUCACAAGGCUGGAGUUUCUGCAGGCCUGCGCUUUGCACGGCCUCACAACGGAGGGUACAGUUGCUUCCAUCUUACAGGAGCCGGCCAUGUCACUGCCACGAGUUACCAAGUAUACCAAGGAAGGCUUGCUGGGGCAGUGCAGCAAUAACAUUGGCCGCCUCGAGCAUCUCAUUGACGAGCUUGAUGGAAUGCUCGGGAAUGCCGGAGCCAUCUCUGGAUGCAUUGUCGACACUGUCUCUGCUUUAUGCAUGGGCAGAGACUCGAUAUCUCUCAAAACCCUCUGCAAUAUGCUGAUCAAGAAGCCGGCGUGCCUGGACAUCAUCUUGCACUGGAUUCACGACCAAGACCAAACUGAGUUCACACCUGCUUACGAGGAGUUCGCAUCCGUACUUUUGGUUGUGCUGGUGGCAGUGAACCGCUAUGGCCUCGAUCGCUCUGAUCUCGGUCUUCCGGACAGUCAAAGUUUCGUGGCCAAUCUGCUCCAGAACAUGGCCAUCAGCAGAAAUCCAACCGAAAUCAGCGAAGAACAGAACAAACAGCUGGGGAAGUGGAUCGAAGGUUUGUACGCCACAGACGAGGCUGGCGAGACAGGAGGAAUCAGUGACGAGGUUAUGCGCAACUGUCCUCCACAAGCUUUCUACCAACUCGUGCCUACGCUUUUUCACCAGACUGUCAUGGCUCGCAAGUCAGGGUUGUUGGACGCGAAGACGUUCAAUGGAGGCUUGGAGCUGCUCGUGGAACCAUUCUUACUCCCAUCGCUGGUUGGAGGCCUGAGCUGGCUGAUAAAUCAUGCGUGGGAAGACGGCCACCAGGACGCCGACGUGCUGUUGCAGAUCCUAGACAAGCUGCUCAAUCCCUCCAGCAGCUCGCAAGAAACAAAAGCCAUGCACAAGGCGAUUCUAGGCAUCGUUGCGAACCGGCUGUAUAAGUCUUUGCAGAUCCUGAGCCAACGCCUGCCGGACACGAAGCAGACGGGACAGUUGAUGAAUGUCCUGAAGCCGCAUCUCAACCAAAGGCAAACCACAGCAGCGAACAAGGCCGAGAUGGAGGACUGGGCUUCGUCUGCCAAUGGCGGUCUUGAAACCCGCAUUGGUACUACCAUCCGAGAUCUAGUGGCGUGGGUGACUGAGACCGGCCCAUCUCCACCACCAAAGUACACCCACCGCCUGUUUGCAUACGGAUGCAGUCUACUCGGAGUCAGUCGGGUCCGUGACGCUCUCGUUUCCGAGCUGAAGAACCAAACGAGUCAGAGCCGCGGCCCUCUUGCGCUCGACAUCUGCUCCGCCAUGAUCUGCGCUCCUCUUGCGUCGCAGAGCAGUCACAGGACCCAUUCCGUUCGCGAGUCUCUGCGCGUGAAGGCAGUGGAUACACAUAAAUUGUUGCACGCCUCCGCGUCGGAAGCCGAAUCUCUAGUCGGCCUCAACCGAAGAGUCGAAGCUCAGCUCGCCGUGUCUCAAAUGCCCCAAAUGAUGGCGCUGCCUGUCGCCGAUCAAGGACAGACAGAUCAAGUGAUGGCUGAACUUGGCCUCACGGACGGCAGUCUUGCGGCACCCGGAGCCAAUGCCGGCGCAGAUGGCUCAGUUACUCUCGAGCAAACCGCUGGUGAAGGCUUCAACAACGCAGACAUGAGCGCCGCGUUGGACCAAGCUAUGAAUGCGAACAACAAUGGCUCAGGACAGGACAUUGUGGACUUGACAUCCGGCAGCGGCACGUUACCGAAUGAUGCGCAGAACCUCUUCGGCGAUAUGGGAAUGGACAUGAACCAGAACACGCAGCAGAUGAUGGGUAUGGAUGACAGCAAUGACAUGGAUAUGGAUGGCCAGAAUGCCGAAGAGGAUAUCUUUGCCGGGCUGGACAUGAGUUUGGGAGAUGAUUUCAACUUCACCUAG